Molecule: messenger RNA, 1475 nt
Organism: Cucurbitaria berberidis CBS 394.84
Lineage: Eukaryota; Fungi; Ascomycota; Dothideomycetes; Pleosporales; Cucurbitariaceae
Product: eukaryotic initiation factor-like protein 4A-I
Exons: 5
Coding region: 303-1373 (356 amino acids)
Molecular function (GO): RNA binding; ATP binding; RNA helicase activity
Source: RefSeq, a predicted model, not a curated record
UUUUUUAGCGAGGCGGUUUGGCGCUAGCACCGCGAACCUAAGAGAUUUUUUUGGCUUAUAACGUCGGCCACCCACCCACCUUCUGCUCCUCUCCCACCAACAACACACUCAAACAAAACCAACUGCAAAACAUACCCCUAGAUACCCCUUCGAUUCUCGCGCAGAGGAUCUGGUAUCUAGUUUUUCCCACACAAGUUUCGACACCAGCGGCGGUAUCCAGAGGAUCCUCCGUUUCACCCCGCCACGACCUUUUUUCCGACUACGGUGCAGCGCCAGUAGUCGCCCGCGUAUAACUCGCAAUCAUGGCUGAUAAGGGUCUUGAGGAUGUGCCUGAGGGCCAGAUCGAGUCCAACUACGAUGAGACCACGGACUCUUUCGAUUCCAUGAACCUGAAGGCUGAACUCCUCCGUGGCGUCUACGCCUACGGUUUCGAGCGCCCCUCUGCUAUCCAGCAGCGCGCCAUCAUGCCCGUUAUCAAGGGCCACGAUGUCAUUGCGCAGGCCCAGUCUGGUACCGGUAAAACGGCUACCUUCUCCAUCUCGACCCUCCAGAAGAUCGACUCCAACAUCAAGGCCUGCCAGGCGCUGAUCCUCGCCCCCACCCGCGAGCUUGCACAGCAGAUCCAGAAGGUCGUUGUUGCCAUCGGUGACUUCAUGGACAUCCAGUGCCACGCCUGCAUUGGCGGCACCAGCGUCCGUGACGACAUGAAGGCCCUCCAGGACGGUCCCCAGGUCGUUAUCUACGACAUCUUCCAGCUUCUGCCCCAGUCCACCCAGGUCGUCCUCCUGUCCGCCACCAUGCCCCAGGACGUCCUCGAGGUCACCACCAAGUUCAUGCGUGACCCCGUCCGUAUCCUUGUCAAGAAGGAUGAGCUCACUCUCGAAGGUAUCAAGCAGUUCUACAUCGCUGUCGAGAAGGAGGACUGGAAGCUCGACACUCUGUCCGACUUGUACGAGACCGUCACCAUCACCCAGGCUGUCAUCUUCUGCAACACCCGCAGGAAGGUCGACUGGCUCACCGACAAGCUCACUGCUCGCGACUUCACCGUCUCCGCCAUGCACGGUGACAUGGACCAGGCCCAGCGUGAUGUCAUCAUGAAGGAGUUCCGAUCCGGUUCUUCCCGUGUUCUCAUUGCCACCGAUCUCCUUGCCCGUGGUAUCGACGUCCAGCAGGUCUCGCUUGUCAUCAACUACGAUCUGCCCGCCAACCGUGAGAACUACAUCCAUCGCAUCGGCCGUGGUGGACGUUUCGGACGUAAGGGUGUUGCCAUCAACUUCGUCACCGCUGAUGAUGUCCGCAUGAUGCGCGAAAUUGAGCAGUUCUACAGCACACAGAUCGAGGAGAUGCCCAUGAACGUGGCUGACCUUAUCUAAGAAGCUGUUUCUCGCUGCCUUCCAACUACCGUCUCUCCUUGCCCACUAUCGUUUUGGUGGUGUAAUUGGGAUAGAGGCGGUGGUAAGCUAAUCUGAGCACGC